UUGCUUUACUGCGGUUGGGUGGUUCCGAAGACCCGGAUGAGGGGACAGACAACGCGUAGUCGAUCGUGAACUAAACCAGUUCACAGACACCAGAGGAGAAUUCUAACUUUCCAGAGAGGAGGCAUCCGUGAGCAUUGUGAAAUGUUGAUGUUGUAUGUAUCAGCGGUAGUAUUUGCAGCUAUUUCGUCUGUGUCUGGGCAGUUCCCGCGUGCCUGUAUGACUGUAGACGGGAUCCUGUCCAAAGAGUGCUGCCCGGAGUUGGUCUCUCCGGACGGUCAGAACCUCGGCGUGUGCGGACAGACCGCCAGCCGGGGCUCCUGUCAGGACCUGACCGUCCCCGACAUCCCCCACAACCCCGAAUAUCCCUUCACCAACGUGGACGACCGAGAACGAUGGCCCAACAAGUUCUUCAACCGGACCUGUGUGUGUGAGGGCAACUUCUGGGGCUACAACUGCGGCGAGUGUCGGUACGGCUGGGCGGGAGAGAGCUGUGACCAGCCGGCCCCGCCAGUCUUACGGAAGAACAUUAAGAACUGUACGGUGGAGGAAAGACGGCGGUUCGUGGACGCCUUGGACCAGGCCAAGAGAACCGUCCAUCCUGACUACAUCAUCUGUAAGGAACACUGGCUCGGUUUGCUGGGACCAAACGGCACGGAGCCGCAAGUGGCGAACGUGACGAUCUAUAACCUGUUUGUGUGGAUGCACUACUACGCCGUGAGGGACACACUCCUGGGACCCGGUCAGCCGUUUAAGGCUAUAGACUUCGCACAUGAAGGUCCGGCCUACAACACCUGGCACCGGAUGCACCUGUUGUGGCUGGAGCGGGAGAUGCAGAAGAUGUUGGGAGAUGAGACCUUCGCGCUGCACUACUGGGACUGGGCGGUAGGAGGUACGGAGUGUGACGUGUGCACAGACGACAUGAUGGGAGCCCGCCACCCCCUGAACCCGACCGCCCUGAGUCCCGGCUCGCCCUUCUCCCGCUGGCAGUCCGUCUGUAUGAGUCUGGACGACUACAACCGGCUGGUGACGCUGUGUAACGGGACGGACGAGGGGCCGAUCUUCCGCAACCCCGGCGGGAACGUGGACCGUCCGGCCGUCAGGGUACUGCCUCGACCCGAAGACGUCGGCCGCUGCCUCGACCUUCCUGAAUACGACCGCUUCAACUGGACCAGAAUCGCCGGGGGGAGUUUCAGGAACAGUCUGGAGGGGUACAGCAACCCACAGGGACAGUACCACCCCGGCAUCCGCAGUCUACACAACCUCGCACACCUGUUUCUCAACGGGACUGGGGGAAUCACGCACGCGUCUGCUAACGACCCCAUCUUUGUGCUUCUUCACUCUUACAGCGACGCAAUCUUUGAUGCCUGGUUACGCCUGCAAAACAGCUCGUCGCUGACCGGAUACCCGGAGGAGGGCGCCCCUAUCGGCCACAACCUGAACAACACCAUGGUGCCCUUCAUGCCUGUGAUUCGCAACGCUGAUGUCUUCCAACUGUCUGAAGACUUGGGAUAUGCCUACGACGUCUUACCUCGAAGAAUCCCGUCCAAUCAGCCUUUGUCUGGCAUCGAGAUCUUCGGCGUUACAGUCGGGGCAGUCUUCCUCGUGGUGGUGUUGGUGUCGGUAGUUUCCGUAAUCGUUCGGGUGUUGUCGUGUCGGCGUCGGCAGGGCCGAGACGGGCGGGGCGUGUACGAGCCGCUUGUCGGUGACGGUGGGAGGACGGGCCGACAGUACACCGGGGACGGGCCUGUGGUGUACACGGACGAGCAGGUCAAAUACGAGGGGAACUGAAACGUUUGUUUAUUUGUUUUGCAUACGCGGUAAAUCACCUUAUGAAUGAAGACCUUUAUAAUGGCACAUUUUUGCCACACAGGGCUAAGUACAGGUCGCGCAAGACAUGUUGAAAAGAUACAGUUAACAGAUACAAAAUGAGACUAUUGCUGGAUAAAUUCAACUUCUCCUCGC
Molecule: messenger RNA, 1962 nt
Organism: Branchiostoma floridae (Florida lancelet)
Lineage: Eukaryota; Metazoa; Chordata; Leptocardii; Amphioxiformes; Branchiostomatidae
Product: L-dopachrome tautomerase-like
Exons: 7
Coding region: 142-1788 (548 amino acids)
Molecular function (GO): oxidoreductase activity
Source: RefSeq, a predicted model, not a curated record